CAAUGGGCGCGUGUCUCCCGGAGCGUGGCCCGUCCUGCAGCCCCAGCCCCCUGGGACUGAGCUGCGGGGCAGCCCAGCCCUAUAAAAGCCUGGGCUGCCAGGGAGAGCAGCUCAGGGCUUCGCUGCUCCUCACUGGGUCAUGCCAAAGCUUCGCUCAGGUCCUCGCAGACACCUCAGACCCAUGGAGGUGCCCAACACCAAGCUCCACAGGGCCUCCUGCCUCCUGCUCCUGGCACUGCUCUGCUCCCUGGCUGCACCCCGGCAGAGCGUGCCCAUGUGCUGCCGCCAGAAGACCUGCCCCUGCCGUGUCUAUGACCUGCUGCAUGGCUUGGGCAACCACGCCACCGGCAUCCUCACGCUGGGUAAGAGGAAGAGCAGCUCGCGGGCCUUCCAGAGCCAGCUCUACCGCCUGCUGCACGGCUCGGGCAAGCACGCCGCCGGCAUCCUCACCAUGGGCAAGCGGGCACAGCUGGUGCCAGAGCAGCCAGCCUCAGCCUGCCAGGCCGUCUCCCCCAGCAUGGACGUCCUGCUGCCUCCAGCCAUGUGUGCCGCCAACACUGAGCCUGCCAGCACCAGGGAGUCCCAGGGACAGCUGGACAAGGACUCUGCCAAGGGCCGGAGCGGGGGGGCUGCAAAGAGCUUUUCCUGAAGUGGCCGGGGAGGGGCAGGGAGGAACCACGG
This is a messenger RNA of Chelonoidis abingdonii (Abingdon island giant tortoise), 681 nucleotides long. It is a transcript of the gene HCRT, whose product is annotated as hypocretin neuropeptide precursor. Gene Ontology annotation, cellular component: perinuclear region of cytoplasm. Lineage: Eukaryota; Metazoa; Chordata; Testudines; Testudinidae. Gene Ontology annotation, biological process: response to starvation; eating behavior; regulation of neurotransmitter secretion. The record is from RefSeq and is a predicted model, not a curated record. Gene Ontology annotation, molecular function: neuropeptide hormone activity; type 1 orexin receptor binding; type 2 orexin receptor binding.